AUGAAGGAGGAGGAGGGCGGCUGCAGCAGCCAGAAGCGGCGGGCGGGAUGGGAGUCGCUCCAGCCGGACCUCGUCCAUCUUGUUGCCGACUGCGUCCUCUCCACCGGCGGCGUCGACGAGUACAUGUCCAUGAGGGCCGUCUGCCCCACCUGGCGUUCUGCCGUCGCCAAGCCAUCUCCGCACGCCGCGGUCGCCGACCUCCGUUUCCGCCCACGGCAGUGGGUCUUGCUCAACGGGGCAGACGACGACCAAGGCCGGCCCCUCUUCCUCCACGUCACCACAGGGCGCUUCCGCCGCCUGCGCCUCUCGUUGCUCCAUGACUACAUCCUCGUCGGUGCAUCCGACGGUCUCCUCGUCCUGGGGGAUAGGGAGCGCCCGCAUGCCGCUCGUCUCCUCAACCCAUUGACUGGUGACAUGCUUCCCUUUGCGGCGCCGAUACCUCCGGGGUCUCGGGUGGCGACAACAAUCGCUCUCGCCGGCUCCGAACCAACGAUUAUCUUCUCAUUCCCACAGAUCCUCUGCAAAUACGUAUUGCUCGGUGGUAAUAAUGCAGUGGUUUACUCUGCUGAUCCCAUGGGCCAGCUCUGCGCGGUGAAGAUUCAUGAUGCUGCUUUGAAGGAGGAAGAGUCGUUCUGCCUCCGGAGCAUGGUCACCUGUGCAGGCAAUGUUUAUGUGCUCAGUUUGACAGGAAUGCUAUAUAAGAUCGUUUGGACCGGUGGCCUUUGGUAUGCGGAGAGGAUACUGGAGAUUGAAAUGCACUACACUGGUGCUCUCGUGGAGUCUGCUGGUAAACUGCUGGUUGUUAGAGUGGAUCUCGGAAUCACUGAAUUUUUCAGCGUGGACGUUGAGCGGAAGGUACUUGAACCACUCGAAAGUAUCGGCAGCUGUGCGCUCUUUCUAAGUUUUGGAAGGUGCAUGUUAGUUGACGCAGAUAAGGUUCCUUCCAUCAAGGGCAACUGCACUUACGGCAGUUUUGGUGGAAACAAGUUUUAUAACAUGUACACCAGGUAUGACCUCAGCGAUGCCAAGAAAGAAAACAUCACCGGCCCCCAGGUGCCUGGUUAUCUCUCAUGUUUGAUAGCUGAUAGUGAUAUCAUCCGUGAAGGUCCUUUGAGCCUUGCUCAGGUUGCCAAGCACCGGAGGGCACAAGAUGACCAAGCACCAGAUCCAUCUGUGCCGUUGAUCAACCAGGAUCCCAAUCCACCUCGGGAUCCUGCUCAAGAUUCAUGCCCCUCAGACCCGACCAACCAAGAAGCAACAAACCAUUGUGGACGAGGUGUCAUCACCUUCUCCGAGGCCUAA
Molecule: messenger RNA, 1302 nt
Organism: Triticum turgidum subsp. durum (durum wheat)
Lineage: Eukaryota; Viridiplantae; Streptophyta; Magnoliopsida; Poales; Poaceae
Source: the annotation of a GenBank genome assembly